AACUUCCUAUGAAAGCACGACACACUGAAUAGAGGAGGUUAUUAUUUUUUUUCGCAAAUCUGGCUCGUGUCUUUGUAGAGAUCUAAAUAUCCCAGUGUAUAAGAAACCCGCUCGAAGUUGAAUGAAAGAGAAAAAAUGGUUGGCGGAACGGCGUUAGAGGAAAUGAACACCUCGGCCGAAGACACGGUUAGCCUCAUUCGGCAUGAUGGAGAACAGAGUGAUCCUAUAAGCAGUGGUUAUAACCUGCACAGAAAGCGUAACAGAGGGAGGGAGGUCCGUAUGAUCAUAGUUGCUUGUCUAGUGUUUGGCAUUGCUGUGACUGCAGCUCUUAUUGUGGAUAUCUAUACUGGUCAUCACCAUACAGGUCAUGCUGCUGUGGUGUCAGAUGUUAAAGAAUGUGCUGAUGUGGGUUUGGAUCUGAUCAAGAAAGGAGGCUCUGCUACUGAUGCUGCUAUAGGAGCCAUGUUAUGUGUUGGAGUGAUGAAUCCAGAAAGUUCAGGGCUCGGAGGUGGUGGCUUCAUGCUGACUGUAGUUCCCAAGAAGGACAAAGAAGAAGCAGAAGUGAUUGAUUUCAGAGAAGUUGCACCACAAGCAGCCACUAAAGACAUGUUUAAAGGAAAUGGAUCACUUGUGAGAUGGGGUGGGUUGUCAGUUGCUGUGCCAGGUGAAAUAAAAGGAUUUGAAUUGGCACACAAGAAGUCUGGAAAGUUAAAGUGGUCAGAAGUUUUUGAACCUGCCAUUAAACUAGCCAAAGAAGGUUUUAAGGUGACUGCUCACACAGGAAGAGUUCUAAGGAAUUUGCCAAAGGAAUCCCUUAGUACUAAACUAAAAGAAAUGAUUUUGGACCCACAAGGGAAGCCUUUGAAGGAAGGAGAUAUAAUGAGAAAUCCAGCUUUGGCAGAGACAUUACAAAACAUAGCAGACCAUGGGGCUGAUGUUUUGUACAGAGGACCCAUUGCAGAAAAAAUAGUGGCUGCGGUCACAUCAGCAAAUGGAAUCCUAACCAGUAAAGAUUUGUCAGACUACAAGCCUCUUAGCAAAGCUGUCAUUAAUUCAACAUAUCUUGGUUAUCAGGUGAUAACAACACCUUUACCUUCUGGGGGACCUGUUUUAGUGUCAUUGCUAAAUAUCCUUGAAGGAUUUAAUUUCACCAACAAAGAUCAAGGAAAAAGCCGCUCAUACCACUACAUUAUAGAGGCCAUAAAGUUUGCUUUUGCCCAGAGGUCAUUGCUUGAGGAUGGCAAUGUCACAAAAAUUGUUAACCAAAUGUUAAGCAAAGAACAUGCGAAAUCCCUCAGAGAGAAAAUCUCACCCAACAAAACCUUCAAUGAAUCUUAUUAUGGGCCAAUGUUUGGCCAAGCAGAGUCACAUGGUACUGCGCACGUGUCUGUUAUAGGACCCGAUGGUGAACUCGUGAGUGUUACCAGCUCAAUAAAUGAAUAUUUUGGUUCGGGCAUCAUGACAGAGAACGGAAUUAUUUUAAACAAUGAGAUGGCAGACUUUUCAAUUCCUGGAGUCACGAAGGUUGGCUGGGAUGGGCCACCCAAGGCUAACUUUAUUGUGCCAGGAAGGCGUCCUCUCUCGUCCUGUGUGCCAACUGUUGUUCUUCAUAAGGAGAAACGUUGUUGGUUCCGCAUGUCACUGGGGGCUUCUGGUGGAAUGUACAUAACGCCUUCGGUAGCUGAAGUUUUGGUUAGCUAUCUCGCCUUUAAUAUGUCGUUGAAGAAUUCCAUUGAAAGACCAAGAGUAUUCUUUAAUAUAAACACUGGCACUCCAGAAAUUGAAGCUGACAAAUUCGAAGACAAGGAAGUGGCCUCUAGUAUAAAGAAGGAUCUUCGCAACAUGGGUCAUGAUAUCUCGCAGAGGCCUGCACUAACGGAUGUAAAUGGAUUAUCAUAUUUUAAAGAAAACGUUUCAGCGCAUGCUGACAGCAGAAGGGGGGGCGAAGGAAGUGCUCAGUUUUAACUUUGGAAUUUAGUGGCUCUGCUCUGGUGUUAAUUUAACUCCAAGAAAUUAUUUAUUCUGUCACUAAAGUAAUGUAAUGGGUGCAUGUUUAGGGGAAAUAAAUGUGUAAUAGUGGUUUAAAAGGUUGCCGCUCGCAUCCAGGAAAGGCUGGUUUUCGCUUGAGCAUAAACACAAGCCAAGACACGCGCGAAAAGUUAGGAAAAUGACCAAGAAGAACAAUCUUGUUUCAGUUUUAUGUUCAUGGUUACGUUUGUGUUACUUUCGCUGUCCGGCGUGAUCUCGGUGCUAGGGUUCAUUGCUGAGGCGUUCUAAUUGUAGUUGGUUUACUUAACUCAACCACUCAGAUUCAAAACUUAAACCAAUCACGACUUGGUCACUCGUGUUUUCAUUUCAUGUUUCUUUCUUUUGAUUGGCUGCAGUGAUUACUUUUGGUUUGGUUCCAAGAACUUUCUCAACUGGAAUUCUCUCAAGCAUGACAGGCUGUUUUUACCUUCCGGUUUUGGACGGACUGAGAAAAAAAUUAACCGCUGUUCAUUUCCAUUCACCGUUUUCUUUGUCUCUCCUCGCUCUUUUGUGUUCGUAAUGAUGCGCCAGUGAAAAUCGGACUGAAACAAAAUCUGUCAUUAGAGACUUCUUCAGACUAGACUGUAAAUAGUACUUUGAAGGUGGGAAUGUACCUUUUUAUGUAAUAGUAAGGUUGUAAUAAAGGUGUUACUCUCCA
Pocillopora verrucosa is the source of this 2686-nucleotide messenger RNA. Its product is annotated as glutathione hydrolase 1 proenzyme-like. Gene Ontology annotation, cellular component: plasma membrane. The record is from RefSeq and is a predicted model, not a curated record. Lineage: Eukaryota; Metazoa; Cnidaria; Anthozoa; Scleractinia; Pocilloporidae. Gene Ontology annotation, biological process: glutathione catabolic process. Gene Ontology annotation, molecular function: glutathione gamma-glutamate hydrolase.